Messenger RNA from Hippocampus zosterae (dwarf seahorse), 3478 nucleotides. It is a transcript of the gene larp4ab, whose product is annotated as La ribonucleoprotein 4Ab. The record is from RefSeq and is a predicted model, not a curated record. The transcript has 15 exons. Gene Ontology annotation, biological process: positive regulation of translation. Bases 378 to 2582 code for a protein of 734 amino acids. Gene Ontology annotation, cellular component: cytosol; cytoplasmic stress granule. NCBI's taxonomy places the organism in Eukaryota, Metazoa, Chordata, Actinopteri, Syngnathiformes, Syngnathidae. Gene Ontology annotation, molecular function: mRNA 3'-UTR binding.
CUAAGGAGACGAAGUGCCGCCCUAAGGAGCUGCAGGUAGCGAAUUGUAGGCAGACGACGUAGCUGUCACAUGCUGCACGAAUAUUUGAAGCCACUCAUUUCAAAUGAGGAUAAGGUCGUAGCAUGGGAAUUUCCUUUUAAUUCUGAACAAUUUAGAAUAUAGCUGUCCGUGUGCCUAAAAGUCGGAGUCUGGGGUGUACGCUGCUCCUCGUGUUUGGGCUUGGCGUGUUACCGGGGAUACGGUAGUUGAGGAAAAAGCCGCACUCCGGUGAAGUGUGGUCGAUGUCUAAAGAGCCUCAUUCAGAAGUCUAAAACCAAUUGGACAUCGUUGUACAACUGCGAACUGAAUCGGAGGUCGUCUUAAUAUUCACUCCAAACAUGGUGACAACCAAGGAAACGGUUCUGAACCCCAAUGCCAAAGUGUGGCAGGAGAUUCCCGCCCACCAGAAUGACAUCUCGGAGGGGACAGAUUAUUCCUCUUGGCUGCAGACCUAUCCUCACAACACUGACAUGACUGAAGAGUACCCUGAUGUUCUCUCUCUUGGGGGAAAAGGAUGCGACUCUGACUUUCCUGAUCACACUGAUGCCUGUGUGCCCACACAAGGCAGUAUGAAUGAUACUGACCCAUUUGAUGCAGGCUAUUCAGCCCUAAACCCCCAAAGCGAGUCAACUCUCGAUGAGACAAAACAACAACCUAUGUCUGAGAGUUUGAGGGAGUCUUUAAAGAAAAAACUGGAGUUCUGCUUUUCAAGAGAGAACUUAUCACUUGACCAAUACCUGAUAUCGGAGAUGGACAGUGAGCAGUUUGUUCCAAUCUGGGCCAUCGCUUGCAAGGAGGACAUCAAAGCCCUCACCAACGACAUGGAUCUCAUCGUGGAUGUGCUGAGAGAAUCGCAAUUUGUUCAAGUGGAUGAAGCUGGAGAGAAAGUUCGUCCAAAUCACAGUCGCUCCAUUAUAAUUUUGCGAGAGGUGCCAGAGACUACACCAGUAGAGGAGGUGGAGGCUCUUUUUAAAAGUGAACAGUGCCCAAAAAUGUUAAGUGCUGAAUUUGCACACAACAGCAACUGGUACAUCACGUUUCAGUCAGAUAUGGAUGCACUCAAGGCUUACAGAUAUCUACGGGAGGAAGUGAAAAUAUUUCAGGGGAAACCAAUAAUGGCUCGCAUCAAGGCAAUAAACACAUUCUUUAGUAAGCCGGGCUUCAGCAGCGUGGACUCCAGUGUGUACAACCAGCAGGCCACGCCUCAUGUUGCAUAUGGAUCCCCUUUGUACAUACAGCAGGUGUACAGUGCUCAGCAGCAGUACCCGGUCUAUCCAGGUCUUACCCAGUCCUGGAAUGCUACAACAAUGCCUUACUUUGAAACUCCUCUGGCACCUUUCCCGAACAAUGGAUUCAUGACUGCUUACAACAGUGUGGGAAACUAUAAAGCAAAUUCAAGCUCUAAUCCGCCUUUGUGCAGGAACCGGAAUCAUUUAAAGGGACACUUUAGGCCUGGUGACGCGCUCAUAACCCCUCCAAUCGCUCCCCCAGCAUUGAUGGAUGGUCUGUUGAGGCCUGUGACCUCACAGCCCCUUCAGGCACCAGGGAUCUUAAUUGCUACCACUUCAGCCAGCCUGCCCUCCCUAAGCCCAAAAAACACUUCCCCGAAGGACACAAUGUCCAGUGGGGAUAUGAGCGGGGAUGUAAGAACUAGGAGAAUUAACAACUACAGGAGCAUGAGGAGGAAAAGAGAUGAUGAACAUACCACGAAGCCUAGUCCUGUGACAGAAGUCGAGGUGCCGCCUCCGCCAAAGUUUGACCUGGCAGCUUCCAAUUUCCCUCCAUUGCCAGGAUGCGUGGUUAGUGUAACAGAAGAGAAGACACCGGAGAUGCGUCUGUCUGAUGUCGUACGUGGUCUUAAAGUGACCAACAAGGCUGUAUGCAACAAGGUAAAUGAAACGAAACCAUCAAACAUCUCAGAACCUUCAGCUUCAAGUCCUGUUAGCCCAGAUGUGACACCUACUGCAGAGGUCACUCAGAAACCAACCCUACUUGUUACAAGAAUUUCUUCACCGGUCGAGGAUGUGGGUGAGGCCGACAUUACUCUUCCAAUGGAAAAAGUGUCAUCUUGCAUCAAGCUUGUUAGCCCAACGGAACACGCAUCUUCCACGUGUAGCCAGACUGUCCUUGAAGUACCAACUCCCCCGUUUGACACCUCAGAACAGGAGCCAAAAAAGCUCAGCUAUGCAGAGGUCUGCCAGCGACUGGCUAAAGAUGGACCACCAGCACAAACACCCUCACCGGCACCACCUGUCUCUACGGCCGUCCAGCCUCUUCAAGAGCUUAAUAGAGGGGAGGAUCCUCAUGCCAAUACCAGGGAUGCUGCAAAUACACCGGACAAACGUGGAGACAGCUGCCCUCACCGGCAAGCCACUCGCACAUUUUAUGGUUAUAAGCGCUCCGGUCGAAGCGGAGGUGCAGGGCUAAAGAUUUGGGAGCAUCCCAGAAAUGCAAGCGGAAACACAGGCAAAACAUUUUCUCCUCAGCGUGGAAUCAGAAGGAGUGGCAAAGAACAGAACAUUCCCCCAAGGUCACCAAAAUAGCGGAACAAUCCUUAAAUCACAAUAAACUCGGACACAAAUGUGUGUAAAUAAAUAUUCACUGCAAGCUUGCAUUUAAAAAAAAACUGUAAAUAGGAAUAUUCUAGGUUCAAGAUGCUUCUGACAGAUGUUUUUCGUAGCUUGUGCGAGUUGUUUUAAUUCUACAUGGUCAUCAGCCUUGCUCAGCUUUUGGGUGAUCACAGCCGCACUACCUAUGUUGUUUUAUAUGCCCUUACUCAAAUGUAUCAUGUGAGUGGUCGAUAGACCCCAACAUUAUUAUUUAACCCUGCUUCAAUCUGGCAUGCAACGUCUGAUGUCAGCAACAUGAACUGCAACUGAACAAGAGAUGGCAAAGUAAAAUGGGGAACUUAAGAGGUGCAUUCUUGAGUGACAGAAUUUAGAAGUUGGAGUUAAAUUGUGCUGCCCAUGAGAUGGUACAGAAAUUUGUCAGGUGGAGACAUUGGAGGCAUGCAGCUGAGUGUUAUUUGCAAAGUCUGGUAGUCCUUUGCGAAUAUUUUUCACUACUAAUUGGUGUUCGGUUUUGCAGUGAAACGGUAGCAGGAAACUUCUGAAACAAGGUGUCGUGAACUGUAAAUAAUGCUUAUGGACUUCACAAAGUGUGUUGCCCCUCUCUCAGGUGUUGUCUUUCCACUGGGAAAUAAUAGUAAUGUCUCGCAAUGUUUUGUAGUUUUAAUUGCAGUUUUGGAUGUUCAUUUUCAAUACUGGUUUAAAUCGUAAUAAUCUGUUAAUUGGGGAUGAGCAAAAUAUCACAUUAUUUUCCAGUAGUUUGUUACACAAACAACAUUGACGUGAUCAGUGAGUCAUUGUAAUACUCUGGAAAAUAACAUUUCCUGUUAAUGUCAAAUGCAGAGUAAGUAAAGAAUAUCUCUGUGAGCUAA